This is a messenger RNA of Staurois parvus, 313 nucleotides long. Lineage: Eukaryota; Metazoa; Chordata; Amphibia; Anura; Ranidae. The record is from the annotation of a GenBank genome assembly.
CUAUUCCUCCCACUGACUAAUGAUGGGGCACUAUUCCUCCCACUGAUACCAAUGAUGGGGUGCUAUUCCUCCCACUGACACCAAUGAUGGGGCAUGAUUCCUCCCACUGACACCAAUGAUGGGGCACUAUUCCUCCCACUGACAUUAAUGAUGGGACACUAUUCCUCACACACUGACACUACUGAUGGGGCACCCUUAGUGUCAGUGGGAGGAGUAGUGCCUCAUCAUUGGUAUCAGUGGGAGGAAUAGUGCCCCAUCCCCAUCAUUGGAAUACCAUACUGAAAUACCAUACCAUAUUGAAUCAAAUCUGAUG